Mytilus trossulus (common blue mussel) is the source of this 1499-nucleotide messenger RNA. RefSeq lists its product as uncharacterized. The record is from RefSeq and is a predicted model, not a curated record. NCBI's taxonomy places the organism in Eukaryota, Metazoa, Mollusca, Bivalvia, Mytilida, Mytilidae. The transcript has a single exon. The coding region runs from base 44 to 1084 and encodes 346 amino acids.
UUGAAACACAGUUACUUCUUAUGUGCUAGUUAACAGUGGAGGUAUGUUGUCACAUAAUUCUCUAGAUAUUCGGUCAGAUUCAGGUUUUCUUGAGGAAGACAAUAAUUUGGAAGACCACUCUGUUAAUUCGCCAGAAAUUAAGAAAAUUUGUACCGUAGAUGAUUUAGCGAGUUUAAUGAGGAAUACGGAUUUACAGCAAUGUGAUAAUGACAUUCGCUUCUUGUCUUGUUCUACCACUGGUUCUCUUGUGUCAUCAGCAUCGGAUGCACAAUCAGAAGAACGGAAGUCAAUUCUAAAAAGUGCCUCGUCAUACAAAAGAAAAAACUGGACGGAAAAAAAUCAUAUCAAUUCGAAUGGAAAUACUAAUAUAUGUGUUGAGAUGGAAAACAAUGAUGUCAAAAGCGGAAGUCCUCAAUCCAGAUAUGUGUCUGGGAAAUUACAAAGAUGUCAGUCUUCUCCAAUAAAAAGAACAGUUAAUAUUAAAUUUCCUGAUGAGGCGCAGACUUCAUGCAGCGAUUCUUAUCAGAAAAAAAUUAAAAUUAUAAGUAACCUUAACUCUUAUUAUGACUCACGACUAGAACGGUCAAAGUCAUUUCUACAUGGACAGAGCAAAGUAUUUGCCAAAGCCAGUCAGUAUUUAACACCGGCAAAACCGGGACUUCGAAAGCUUCAAGUUUGUUAUUCAAAAACAAACAUGGAAUUAAACAAAGGCAAAAUUUUUGGAGAUUUAGUGAAAACAGCACAUAAACAGAAUAUGGUUAUAUGUGAUUCUGUUGACAGCAUAGAAAAGCGACUUUACAGAAAACGUACGGACCCAACAAAGAAAACGUCAUACUUUGCAAAUAUGAAUAAACCUGACCCAUUCAGAGUGAAAUCUAAGAAAGCACAAACUGUUGCAGAGAAGGAAAAGGAACGAAAAAACAGGAUAUUAGAAACAACAGAGGAGAUUAAACUUGGAUUUAAAAGAACGGCAAAAACUGUGAAACUUUUAACACCAGAAGAAGUUGAAAAAUUAAAACGAUGUCGGUAUUUACGACUUGAUCCAGCUAUUCAGCUACAAUUGGAGGAAAACGAUCUAUGUUGACGUAUUUGUUUUCUUACUUGUUCAAAAAUUUUGAUUAAUGUCUUACAUGUUUAAAUGUUGGAUAAAUGCUCCGAGUUGUCAAAUUAUUUUCAAAACAGGUCUUUUAUAAUAUUACUGACGAAAAUAGAUAAUAAUUCGAUUAAAUUAUUCAUUUAAUGUCGAGUUAUGUAUAACAGUAGAAGUUCCAUACUAUUUCAAAAAAUCAAAACCGGGCUGUUUUUUUUAUUGUUUUAUUUUUGCCAGUUUUGAUUUUAUUUUGUUGAUGAAUUGCCACGAAACUAUUUAAACUAACAAACGCAAAUAAUGUUGUUAUACUGAUCUCAUGAAAACAAUUAACAUUAAUUAAUGAGAGGCGAAAGAUACCACAGGGACAUUCCGGCAAAAUGAUAAGUCGAAAAUAAUAUUAACAGACGAU